AAAUCACAAAUUAACCAUACAAAUUGUUCAACACUAAUCUAGAAAACUCAAGAAAAUUGAAGCAAAUCACAAAUUAUCCAUAAACAACAUGAUUAAUUGAAAGCGUUUUCCUCCUUGUCAAUUAAGCUUCUCCACUCUAGACUCGAUAAUAUCAACUUCAUUCCACACAAUUAGAAAGAAAAAAUUAGACAUGUCUCCACAAAUAUAAAGAAGAUUAGUUGUUUAAAUAUACCGGAAAAAUUAAUUAUAUGAGUGUGGGCGGGUACCCAUGAGGCAGGUUUACCUAAACCCAAAUCCAACCCGGUGAAUUGUGAACGGGUUUAAACCCAAACCCGGCCCAAAACCCGUCAACACGAAUUUUACCCGCGUUGACCCGGUUGGAUCGGUGGGUACCCGUGAGUUUGGGUUUUGUUGUCAUCCCUAACCACACCCAUCCCAAUUUCCACCCCUACUUGUGGUUGGAGAGAAGGAGCAUGGGAGCGGAGGCUAACGAAGCGCGUGGAUGGGGAAAGGAAACCAUGUAAUGUAAGAUCAGAUGAACUCAUCGCAUCCCCCAAGUGGGCGGAGAGAAUGAGACGACGACGCUCUGUUUCUGUUGAAUCUUCUAGCCGUCCGUUUGCCCUCUCUCUUUCUCUGCUCUGCUCUGUUUCCUCCUUGUUUUUAUGUUUUUUUUCCAAAAUCGUGGGAUACAAAAAACUGCGGAAGAAAAAGAAAAAGAAGAAAGGAAAAAACAGUCUCUUUCAGCAGAACCCAACAGCACUACAGAGGAAGAGCAGCCAGUCAUGGCGGAUGACAACAAUGGCCACUUUUGGAUUCUUGCCCGAAUUUUAAUUACGUAGUACACCAGUACUACUCCUCCUCCUGACGUAAAUUAGUAAUCAACUUCUUCCUUUCUCCUUUUUCUCUUUCUGGGUUAAUUAGUUGCUUAAUUAAUUCCUGAAAGUUGCUGAUGAAAUUAUCCGAAACCUAACCAAUAAUGGUAGUUUAAUGUUGAGAUUCAAAGCCCCAAAGCAGCAGCAGCAGCAACCCCCAUCUCUCUCAUCUUCGUGACCUUCUCUCUGUGUCUGCUGCCACGAGAGAUCUCUCAUCUCCUACAUCUGAUAAGAAGGUAUGAAUGAAGCCACCAGCUCUAACUUUUUUUGUUCCAGUUUGUUUUCUACUUUCAUUCAUGGCAUCGGUGUGACUUACCUACCUGGUUCUCUCUCUGUCUCUCUCUCUCUCCGCCUCUGUCAGUCUUAUCCGUCUCUGUUCAACUUCACUUCACUACCCUUUUGAGUUUUGACCCACUCUGUCUCUCCUCUAUGUGGAAUCAAUUCUUCUACUCUCUGCUGGCAUAUCAAUAGUAUAUAUUCCUAUGGCGUUUUUUGGGGCACGUUUGUUUUUACUUUAUUGCGAUGUUUGAGGCUGUUGACUGGGGGUGGGAUCUUUUUGGAAAAAAGAAAGAACUCAAAGGGUGGAGUUUUGAAUUCCUGCAGUCUUUUCUGUUUUAAAACAAAGGGUGCGGUUUCGGUUUCAAAUCUCUGCAACCAUUAUGUUGAUGGAAGUCUAUUUCCCAACUAGAUUCGGAUUGAGAGGUGAAAGAUGCAAAAUGGCAAGUUUGGUUUGGAACACCAUACCUGAUUUCAUGUUGGUAAAGGUUGGGGGGGGGGGGGGGGGGGGGAAUUGUUUGCUGUCUCUGCAGUAAUGGUUACAGUGGAAUAGCUUCCUCUCCUCUCUCUUUUUUUUCCCCUCCUCAUACCCAUGUUCUCUGCACAGAAACAGAAGGGAAACUGAGGAUUUGAAUAGUAUCAUGCUGCUGUCCCCUCUAAAAUGGGGGUUGAUGACAGAUUUAGCAGUUACACAUGCAUCCUGGACUUUGGAACUAUUAUGGUGUGUUCAAUUUAGAAGUUAGAAAUGCUCACUUUCGAUGAUAUGUUCUAAAAGAGUUCCCUCACUGUUCAUGGGGGGAUCAUAAGUAUGUGUUACUGACACAAACCAAUUGAGUAAUUCCCAAGCAAUGGAUCUGUUAUCUACAAGAUAUGCUUGCUAGACUUGGAAAGGAGGGAUCAAUUUGUGUGUGUACCCAUAUGUUGCUGAAAAAUUCAGUAACUCGUUAGCCGAAUUUUCCUUAUUUUUCAAAUUUGAUUAACAAACUUCUUCUUUUGCUUACAGGUUACUGGAAACCAAUUUGUUCACUACUUAUUUAGGUCCCUAUCCGGUUAUAGAUGCUUCUAUGCUACCUCAAUGGAGCGGAUUUUAUGCAUAUACUCAAGCUGUUGAAGCUUCAUUAUAAUUGCAGGGAUGUAAACCGUCGGUACUUGUCAUAAAGGGCAAUGAACAGCAGAUCUAUGGUUUAACAGUGGGGUUCGAUUUGUGGAGAGAUUUGAAGGAGUACAACUGUGGACGUAGAGUUAUCCUCGGCUUCCAAGGAUUGUGUGUUGAUGGCAAUGCUGUAGAGUUUCUUUCUUUCAGUUGAAAUAUUUGCAACAUCCAAGUUCACUCAAGUCAGUUCACAUACAGCAGGCCUUUGCCUGAUAACUUUUGUUGGAAAAGAAGAUUCUUCUUUCUCUGUGGUGGAUUAUCUCUCGACAUACCAUUAUGAAGAGCCACGCUGUUGUAUCUCUGAUGAAGACUGAUUCUCCUGGAGGUGUCACAGGUCCAUUUUGCACACCGCUCUCUCCCAUUCACAACUUUUUUGGUGCUGAAUCUGAUGGCAAUAGUGCACUGACAAAUGAAUGCUCAUCCUCUCGUUCAUCCCCUUUCAUACGAACAGACUCCCUCAACUCUCACAAUGGCUUGCGUUUAUCAACUGCAGAACCUGAAACAUAUAACAUAAAAUCUGGACCAGAUAGCCCUCUUUCUUUUGGUUCUCAGGUCCACCAUUCUAAGAGCACAUUUCAGCGCUCCUCUAUGUUCUGCACCAGUUUGUACUCAUCAUCGACUUCUUCUUUGAGCUCCGAGGCAGGCCGACAGUUGGGGAAGCUUCCUUUUCUCCCACUCCCUCCUGCUUGCAGCCUAUCAACUUCAGGUGUUGCUUCAACAAAAUCUCCACCGCUUUUCAGCGAGGAUGUGAGCAACACAUAUGAUGAGGAUCAAUCUGAUGCAUUCAUGAAGGAUUUUCUUAACUUAGCGGGAGACACUUCUGAAGGCAGCUUUCAUGGUGUGAGUUGUGCAAGUGGUGCUUCGGAGUUUACAGAGCAGUUGGAGUUACAGUUUUUGUCUGAUGAACUUGACAUUGCUAUCACGGACCAUGGUGAAAAUCCAAGAGUCGAUGAUAUAUAUGAAACACCUGAAACCUUCUCAAAACCAGUCACAGUUACGACGUCCAAUCAAAACCUUACCUCUGCUGGGCCACCAGUUGAUGUGCUUUCUGGUCAACCCUCUCCCAUGGGCGCUUCUGCUCACAAACCAAGAAUGAGGUGGACACCUGAGCUGCAUGAAAGCUUUCUAGCAGCUGUGAACAAGCUUGAUGGAGCUGACAAGGCUACGCCGAAGGGUGUAUUAAAGCUAAUGAAUGUGAGCGGUUUAACCAUUUAUCAUGUGAAAAGCCACUUACAGAAAUAUCGCCUCGCCAAGUAUUUGCCCGAGAAAAAAGAAGAAAAGAAGCCUUCCAGCCUUGAAGACAAGAAACCAGCUUUAGGAAGCCUUGAGUUUGAUGGGCGGCGAAAGGGGAGCCUUCAAAUUUCUGAGGCUUUGCGCAUGCAAAUUGAAGUUCAGAAGCAGCUGCACGAACAGCUAGAGGUACAAAGAUCCCUUCAGCUACGUAUCGAGGAACACGCAAGAUACCUGGAAAAGAUCUUGGAGGAGCAGUACAAAGCUGGGAAUGCAUUACUGUCUCCAAAAACCCUGUCAGCAGCAUCACUUACCACUGAUGUUCCAUCUCAAGAGUCCGAGGGACUGCUGCAACCGACUUCUUCCUCUGCUGACGCACCACAACCACAAUCUGGCGACGAGUCCAAAGCUGAUUCAACAGCAGCAUCGUCGCCUCCUCCAUCAGCAAAGCUCCAAGGCCCCAGCGGUGGUGAAGAAGAGAUGGUUGAGGGCCGUAAACAAGAGUGCAAGAAAAGAAGUCGCGUGGAAGGGGAAGAAGAAGUGGCUGCUGAGGUUGCAACUCCAUUGUAACCAAUGUUUAUCAUCCACUGGUUAGCUAUUCUGAAAAGAGAAGUUUAGUAGGUAAUCUAUGAAGCUACUUUGCACUGUCCAUUGUAUUGGAUUGUUUGUAUGUAUGCCAAUGCCAUGUUGUUGUAUGCUGUUAUCUAGGAUUCUUUGGAUGUAUCUUUGGGUUUUGGGGAGAGGGUUUCUUCCUUGUAAGUAGUAGAAGUUUGGAUUGAGAUUUUGCUUCACUUUCUUUUCUUUUCCUCGCAGUUUUUCUUUUGGCAGUUUGAACUGAAAGAGAAACUGGACAUGCCCUUUUAAUUGUACAAACUUUAUGUAUGAAUGCCAUAUAUGCUUGUUUAGCCCAAGAACACCUCUCUCAAGUGUGGAGAUAUUGUGCUCAAUUGGAACUGACUAUACCCCAAGAUACAUUAAACGAAAACCUGAGCACAUGCUUGCUCCGCAACCGCCUCAAAAUGUCAUUCAUAGCAGUUCAAAAUGUACAAGUAGCAUUACUCAAACAUAAAGGUACUCAUGACCAUCAUGAUUUGCAAGAGUGGAUGUGCAUUACUGCAUACGGCAGUCGCCAUUGCUUCUCUGCACAAGAUUGCGAAACCGUACCGGAGGUUAUAUCAAAAUUAAGUGCCAGGGUAUUUUGUACUGAAACGUGAUUUAACUACGUCAAGAGCAUCAUAUAAAUCUCGUUUUCAGAACCAGACUGGAUUUGUUGGCCGGCCAGUAGAACCGUCGAACCGAUUGUGAUAACGGGCCGGUUCGUUUGUUUGGACGGUUGACAAUGAACCCUAUAAUUGAUAACCGUUGUCGUCGUUCACUGCCAACACUUUCCUUUACAUGUUGUCCCGCUCAGCCACCGGUCAUACCGGCAAUCACACAACUCGUACCAUAUUCUUCAUUGUUGCGCCAUCCAUUUAGUAUUGUAUUUUUUUUUUCUUCUAAUCUCCUAUUUAUGCACUUCCACUAAUAAAUUUUAUUUCCGCCUAUGAUACCCAGACUUUUAGUUUACCCUUUACAACAAAUAUCUCACAAAAAA
Messenger RNA from Linum trigynum, 5125 nucleotides. Lineage: Eukaryota; Viridiplantae; Streptophyta; Magnoliopsida; Malpighiales; Linaceae. The record is from the annotation of a GenBank genome assembly.